AUGGGGGCUUACAGAUAUAAUCGCAUGAGCUUUGGAGCAGAGAAGGUUAAAUCUUCUUCUUCGGGAGUUCGCCCAUCAGAACGUCGGAAGAGACGGUCGAACAAAGUCUUCAAGAACAGGGAAGAGAUAGAGAACCAAAGGAUGACUCACAUUGCCGUUGAAAGAAAUCGCCGGAGACAGAUGAACCACUACCUCUCUGGCCUCCGGUCCUUGAUGCCACCUUCUUAUUCUCAAAGGGGGGAUCAGGCAUCAAUUGUAGGAGGAGCAAUUAAUUUCGUGAAGGAGCUGGAACAACUCCUCCAAAUCCUAGAAGCUCAUAAGCAAAUUAAGCAACAAUCAAACACUUGUAACUCUUCUCUCUUUGCCAAUUUCUUUACUUUUCCACAAUACUCAACCUGUCCGACUGGCCACAACUCGGUGGUUGCCACCGAGUCGAUGGCUGACAAGUGGUCUCCGGUGGCUGAUAUCGAAGUGAACAUAGUGGAAAAUCAUGCCAACAUCAAAGUACUAUCAAGAAGAAGACCAAAGCAACUCUUGAAGAUGGUUAAUGGCUUUCACUCUAUAAACCUUACUCUCAUGCAUCUCAACAUCUCCACUGUUGAGAAUAUGGUACUCUACUCUUUCAGUGUAAAGGUUGAAGAUGACUGUCAUCUGACUACUGUUAAUGAGAUUGCAACCGCAGUGCAUGAGAUGGUCGCCAUGAUCCAACCAGAGUUACGGUUGCAACCCAAAGAUAUCUCCGCCAUGGGGGCUUACAGAUAUAAUCGCAUGAGCUUUGGAGCAGAGAAGGUUAAAUCUUCUUCUUCGGGAGUUCGCCCAUCAGAACGUCGGAAGAGACGGUCGAACAAAGUCUUCAAGAACAGGGAAGAGAUAGAGAACCAAAGGAUGACUCACAUUGCCGUUGAAAGAAAUCGCCGGAGACAGAUGAACCACUACCUCUCUGGCCUCCGGUCCUUGAUGCCACCUUCUUAUUCUCAAAGGGGGGAUCAGGCAUCAAUUGUAGGAGGAGCAAUUAAUUUCGUGAAGGAGCUGGAACAACUCCUCCAAAUCCUAGAAGCUCAUAAGCAAAUUAAGCAACAAUCAAACACUUGUAACUCUUCUCUCUUUGCCAAUUUCUUUACUUUUCCACAAUACUCAACCUGUCCGACUGGCCACAACUCGGUGGUUGCCACCGAGUCGAUGGCUGACAAGUGGUCUCCGGUGGCUGAUAUCGAAGUGAACAUAGUGGAAAAUCAUGCCAACAUCAAAGUACUAUCAAGAAGAAGACCAAAGCAACUCUUGAAGAUGGUUAAUGGCUUUCACUCUAUAAACCUUACUCUCAUGCAUCUCAACAUCUCCACUGUUGAGAAUAUGGUACUCUACUCUUUCAGUGUAAAGGUUGAAGAUGACUGUCAUCUGACUACUGUUAAUGAGAUUGCAACCGCAGUGCAUGAGAUGGUCGCCAUGAUCCAACCAGAGCAAACUGAUAAAAAAUCGCAAGAUAAUCAAUCAGAACAAGUGCAGAAGCCGAGAGUGGCUACACGGACGAUAAACAACCAGAAGCUGAAUUCUAAAGGUUUGGAAGGCGGUGAAAUUUCAAUGGGUCUUAUGCUUUCUCCGAAAUCCGGCAUCGAGCUUAUGCAGAACUGUGAUUUGCCUCCACCCCUCAAAGUCUUUUCCGGCCCGGAUAAGAAAGUCAUACCACCCAUGAAUAGUUUGAUAGGCCAGGAAGAGGAGGCGGUGGCAUUUCCGAUGUCGAGAAGUGGGUCCGAGGGGGAGAAUUUGGAGCUUUUAAGGGCCUUGCGGCUAUCACAAACAAGAGCAAGAGAAGCAGAGAGGAAAGCUCAAGUGCUGGUUAAGGAGAGAGAUACUCUUUCCAAUGGUCUGAUAAAAGAAUCGGCUCAAUUGUUUGCUUACAGGCAAUGGGUGAAAUUGCUUGAAGUUCAAGUGUCUGUAUUACAAUGGCAGCAGCAGCAGCAAAAGCUAUUUGGCAGUUGUUAUGAAGAUUCAACGGAGGAAGAUGAUGCUAAUGAAGAAGGCAAGGGCAGGAUGAGAUGGUUCGUGGCUUUGGCCUUUUGUUUGGGUAUUGCUGGUUUUGGCCUUAUGUUUAAUUGGAGAUACCUGUUUUGA
Molecule: messenger RNA, 2109 nt
Organism: Ilex paraguariensis (yerba mate)
Lineage: Eukaryota; Viridiplantae; Streptophyta; Magnoliopsida; Aquifoliales; Aquifoliaceae
Source: the annotation of a GenBank genome assembly